UCAUGAUGGCCUCAUUCAACUUCUCCUUUGGAAUAGUCAGCAUGCUUGUCUUGACUGGACCUGGAAACGUUUGGCUUGACUGACAACAUUCACGAUGAUGCGAGAGAGCAGUUGGCUCUGUUGGUGCUCGUGUGGACUUUCCUGGAGACGUGGUCAGAUUCACGCGCCGCUCAGGGGGCUGCUUCGUGACAUCUCACCAUUAUUGUACCUCUGUGAUAUUGGCGUUGGUUGUACGCGUUCAAGUUGUCUGGUGGGGAGGAUGAAAGCAGUUAGUGUGGGUAUGCAGGUCCAGAGGUCGGGCGGGAGAGCUCCACCUCCGCAAGCUCCAUCGCGAUACAACACCAACGCUCUGCCACGCUCACAUUGAUUCCCGCCACAGCUCACGCACCAGCAUCGCGACUUAUCAGAUCAGCCCAUCAAAACCGGCCCCGCACGCGAUCAACGUGGAAUAACAACA
This is a messenger RNA of Alternaria alternata, 457 nucleotides long. RefSeq lists its product as hypothetical. Bases 95 to 367 code for a protein of 90 amino acids. The record is from RefSeq and is a predicted model, not a curated record. NCBI's taxonomy places the organism in Eukaryota, Fungi, Ascomycota, Dothideomycetes, Pleosporales, Pleosporaceae. The transcript has a single exon.